Molecule: messenger RNA, 6533 nt
Organism: Clarias gariepinus (North African catfish)
Lineage: Eukaryota; Metazoa; Chordata; Actinopteri; Siluriformes; Clariidae
Gene: col4a6
Product: collagen, type IV, alpha 6
Exons: 47
Coding region: 145-5202 (1685 amino acids)
Cellular component (GO): collagen trimer; basement membrane
Molecular function (GO): extracellular matrix structural constituent
Source: RefSeq, a predicted model, not a curated record
GAAGGUUUUCGGGAGUCGUUUAGCGAGCGAGCGGAUUUCAGCACGCGAGUUCCAUGAAGCGCGCUGCGCACAAGGAGAGGAUCUGAAGCCACUGCUCGCCGGUGGACAGAGGAGACACCUUAAACUGUUCUCCUAACUCACAAAAUGAAGCUUUGGUUUUGGGUUUUUACUGUUGUCUUGUCUCUGGACUCUACACACGCAGGUUCGAAGACUCAGGAACCAUGCGGAGGGCGUGACUGUAAUGGAAGAUGUCCGUGUCCUCCAAUAAAAGGUGGCAGGGGUCAGCCUGGGCCUUUAGGACCACCUGGUCCCACUGGAUCUGAUGGGCCUAUUGGGGCCUCAGGGCCUGUGGGACCUAAAGGAGAAAGAGGGCAUGGUGGUUAUGCAGGACCAUCUGGACCCAAGGGGGACAAGGGUCCAGGUGGUGUUCCCGGUUUUCCAGGUAUCAAUGGUAUUCCUGGUCAUCCAGGCCAGGACGGAUCACCGGGACUGCCAGGGGCAGACGGCUGUAAUGGCACACAAGGUGACCCUGGUUUCCCUGCCGGCUUACCUGGGAGACCUGGCAGCCCUGGACUUCAGGGGUUACGUGGUGUCAAAGGUCAAAAAGGAGAACCACGAUUCGUUCCUACUGUCUCGGUUGUCAUUGGUCCUGUUGGUGAACGUGGUUAUCCUGGUCCAGUUGGUCUCCCGGGUCCCAUCGGCCCCAUCGGUCUACCUGGUUUUCCUGGGCGUCCAGGUCGUCCAGGUCCACCUGGGCCAGAUGGAAACCCUGGUCAGGGUUACGAAGGAGAGAAAGGAGAGAAGGGUGAUGCAGGUCAGCCAGGACUAAGGGGUGCUCCAGCCGCUUUGUUAGUCUCACCAGCUAUAAGCACAAUCAGCAAAGGAGAGAAGGGUGAUAUUGGCAAUCGUGGUGAUCAAGGACAUACAGGACCACAAGGACCUCCAGGCCCAUAUGGCUACACGGGUGAAACUGGAGAGAAGGGGAUUCCUGGCUUACCUGGUUUAAGGGGUCCUCCUGGUUUUAAUGGACCACUUGGAGAAGAUGGCCAAAAGGGAUAUCGCGGGAACCCUGGUCUCUAUGGAUUACCAGGCCAUCCAGGCCCAAAAGGUUAUAGAGGAGAUCCAGGACCACGAGGGGAAACUAUCUAUAUUGAUAACCAAGAUUUCUUUGAACGAGGUCCACCAGGUGAUCCUGGUUUUGAUGGCCCUCCAGGCCUGGUUGGAGAUGAAGGUUUACCAGGACCUCCUGGACAGCCAGGUGACCCUGGAACAUCAUCCUUUGAACUAGGUUUUACAGGCCAUCCUGGGUUCCCUGGGUCUAUUGGAGUUAAGGGAGAAAAGGGAGACCCAGGUCUUCCAAGCUUCAGUCCUGGUGGUUUGCCUGGAAACAGAGGUCCAACUGGACCUCCAGGUCCACCUGGACCUCGAGGAAUAACUCAAAGACCUGUGUUUCCUGACAACCAGCCUGGACCACCAGGUGUAAAGGGCCAAAGAGGUCAACUGGGAGAGAAGGGUGCUAAAGGAAGCAGAGGUGACCUUGGAAGUUGUAAUUGCCAAGGUGUAGAAAACUCUGGCAGCGAGGGCCCUCAGGGAUUUCCAGGGAGUCCAGGUUUCCCAGGGCUAAAUGGGCGGAAAGGAGAAGCUGGUGACCCAGGACCUCCAGGACACAAUGGUCCACAGGGACCCAAUGGACGGCUUGGAGAACCUGGCUUUACUGGGUAUAAAGGAGAGAAAGGAAACCCUUAUUAUGUAACGGGACGAGGACUGAAGGGUGGCAUUGGCCAACAAGGGCUUGCUGGUCCUACGGGUGACAUGGGUCAACCGGGAAGAAGUGGAUCCCCUGGUUUACCCGGACCACCAGGACCACCUGGAGAUGCUGGUUGGGGGGUGAUUGGAGACAAAGGCUUUCCUGGAGCUCCUGGACGGAAGGGCUACCCUGGGGCACCUGGUGAACCAGGCAUUGGCUACCCAGGCAUGGCUGGUGUUAAAGGGUUUCCAGGUGAUCCUGGUUUCCGUGGGCCUCCAGGGCAGCCUGGACCUCCAGGACCACCAGGUGACAGCUGUGGGCAGGCGAGGCUUAAUGAAGCCUCUUUCACAAAGGGAGGACAGUCACUGCCCUGCAUAAUUACGGGAGAAACAGGGGAGAGAGGUUCAUGGGGAAUGACUGGAUCUAAAGGACAAAAAGGACAGCCAGGUCCACCAGGACUAAGUGGAUCACCAGGUUUUGAUGGGCCAAAAGGUGAGAGAGGAGAUCCAGGGAUCGGAGGUCAACCCGGAGCCCAAGGCUUCUCCGGGCCAAGAGGUGAUCCAGGUUUACCAGGUACAACACAUGAUGGUCUUCCAGGUGCUCCAGGAAAAGAUGGCCGUCCUGGGUUGCAAGGAGCAAAAGGAGAACGUGGUGAAAUUUUAGGGGCUGCUCCAGGAAUACCCGGACGUCCAGGACAAGCAGGAGCACCUGGAGACAAGGGCCAACCAGGCACUCCCGGAUUAUCGGGUGCAGUUGGUUUUGAUGGACGUAGUGGUAACCCAGGUAUAAAGGGUGAGCGUGGUCCCAGUGGCUUACAAGGACCUCCAGGGCAGCCAGGUCCACGGGGUGUGAGCCUUUCUGAUAUCGAAGGACCUCAAGGUCCACCUGGUAAUCCUGGAUUCCCUGGACCUGCAGGUGUUCCAGGCUACAAGGGUACAAAAGGAGAACCAGGUCGCCAAGGCCUGGGUAGAAAGGGUUCUUUAGGGCGACCUGGAAUGCCCGGACUACCAGGACAAAGGGGACGUCCUGGAGAUAGUAUUCCAGGACGUAAUGGCCAAUUAGGAAGGCCAGGAGCAAAAGGGGAGAAGGGAUUUCCUGGAUUAGUGGGAUUCCCUGGAUCACCCGGGCGUUUUGGAGGCAAUGGACAACCAGGGGGUAAAGGACAGUCUGGAACCCCGGGAUUUGAUGGCAACCUUGGAUUAAAUGGCCCGCGUGGCGUUAAAGGGGAUCAUGGAGAACCAGGCCCAGUAGGGCCUCCCGCUCCACCUAUUUCACUUCAUCAGAAAGGGGACCGAGGUGCUCCUGGAGCUACUGGACUGCCUGGUUUUCCAGGCCCGAGAGGUGAUAAGGGAACCCCAGGUUUACCUGGUCAACCAGGCUUUCCUGGUCAGCCAGGAUUCGCUGACCAAGCUAAAGGUCUACCUGGUGAUCCAGGUUUCCAAGGACGCCCAGGUUCCUCAGGAUUUGCAGGACCUAAAGGGUCACCAGGGGUUAUAGGUUUCCCGGGCAUGCCUGGACCUAGGGGUGAUGAUGGAAUUCCUGGUUUGUUUGGCUCACCUGGCACUUCAGGAUUGCCUGGUAACAAAGGGGAGAAAGGAGACUCCAGUGGAGUACCUGGGGCCCCUGGACGAAGGGGACUCGUGGGAGAUUCUGGAUUCCCUGGUAUCUCAGGCCUUGAUGGUGCUCAAGGUUCUCAGGGUUUUCCAGGAGGGUUUGGAUAUACUGGGCAGAAAGGUCUACCUGGCGAUCCAGGAAGGACAGGGCCAGGAGGUUCACCUGGGUCCCAGGGCAGUAGAGGUCUCCCUGGCUUUCCAGGUCAGAGAGGACAGGAUGGUGAAUCGGGUUUUCCUGGAUCUCCAGGUCGACCAGGAGAGAAAGGUUUAUCUGGAUUCCCUGGUUUAGAUGGACUUAAUGGACUUUUAGGACCCAAAGGUCAACCAGGCGUACCUGGUGUAGUGGAGGGCGGUCAGACUGGAGCUCCUGGUUUAAAAGGUUUAAAGGGAGAGAGAGGCUCAUCAUUGCCCGGAGCACCAGGAUUUCCAGGAGUAAAGGGAGCCAGGGGAGAUGUUGGUUACCCUGGACAGCCAGGCUUUCCAGGUCCUCCAGGUCCUCGUGGGGGACCAUCCACUUCUGCUGAUGUCCGUGGUCCUCCAGGAGAUGUUGGUCUUCCUGGACUAGAUGGUGAAAGGGGCCUUCCUGGACCCCUUGGUCCUCGUGGUCCGUCUGGGCCUGGAACAGACCAGGGUGAUAGAGGAGAUCCUGGAUUUCCUGGAUCACCUGGAAUCUCUGGGAAACGUGGUGAUCCUGGAUUUCCAGGAGGACGUGGGCCACCUGGCAACCCAGGAUUUAAAGGACAGAGAGGAGACCCUGGAAACCGUGGACUACCAGGACGGCCAGGAUUUCCUGGAGAUCAGGGAGGCUAUGGUAACAAAGGAGCAAAAGGAAGGAUGGGUAAUGUUGGUAGGAAAGGACUUCCAGGAAUUGUUGUCCCACCAAAGCUAGAUGAAUUGCCAACUGGCAGUCCUGGUCCACAGGGAGACACUGGCCCCACUGGCUAUACAGGAACACGAGGACGACCUGGCUUCCCUGGACGUCAAGGCCCCAAAGGAAAAAUUGGAUCAAUAGGCAAACCUGGGCGCACUGGUCCAGCUGGACCUUCCGGGCCCACUGGAGACCCUGGAUUUCCAGGAUAUCAAGGACCUGUUGGUACCAUAGGUUUUCCUGGUAGGCAAGGUCAGCCAGGUCCUUCAGGUCUGCCUGGACGUGCCACUGGGAUUGGCUACACGCUGGUGAAGCACAGCCAGUCCACCCAGGUGCCGAUGUGUCCUCAAGGCAUGGACAAGUUGUGGGAUGGCUACAGCUUGCUUUAUGUAGAAGGACAGGAGAAGGCUCAUAAUCAAGAUCUGGGAUUGGCUGGUUCCUGUCUACCUCGUUUCAACACUAUUCCCUUUCUUUACUGCACAACCAAUGAACUAUGUUACUACGCCAGCCGCAAUGACAAGUCCUACUGGCUGUCCACAACAGCACCCAUUCCCAUGAUGCCUGUGGCCGAUGAGCAGAUCAAUCAGUACAUCAGCCGUUGUUCAGUGUGCGAAGCCCCAUCUCAAGCUGUGGCUGUCCACAGCCAAGAUAUCACUAUUCCAACCUGUCCACAUGGGUGGAGGAGUCUGUGGAUUGGUUACUCUUUCCUCAUGCACACGGCAGCAGGGGGAGAGGGAGGUGGCCAGUCCCUUGUUUCUCCUGGAUCGUGUUUAGAAGACUUCCGUGCAACACCUUUUAUCGAAUGCAACGGUGCUCGGGGCACCUGCUUCUUCUUCAAUAACAAACAUAGCUUCUGGCUAACCACUGUGCAACAGGAGAGGCAGUUUACACAAAGUCCUGAUUCAGAGACCCUGAAGGGAGGUCAGUACCGUGGCCGCAUCAGCCGCUGCCAAGUCUGCAUGAAGAUCCUGUAGCCCUGUGCACACUCCAGGAAAGAAGAGGGGACUUUUAGCAGAAUGAAUAAAGAACUAAAAUGAACAAAGCAGCGAAUGAAUGACAGACUUUAUGAGACCCUCUCUUUGUGGUGUUUUUUGGAGCCUAUGACAAGUCCAUGAUUUACGGGGGCAAAGAGCUCUGAGUCUUUUUUUUCACUUAUUUCACUUAUAAACAUUGGUGCUACAAGAAAAUGCAUUGUUUUAUUUUUAUUUGAAAUAUUCAUUGUUUGUCUUACAUAUUCACGGCUACCUCGGAGAGUGUGUCCCAAAUUCCCGAUGGGAAGCACUAAAACAUUAAUGUGAGACUGCAAGCAUUUUGUAACACAAGCCAAAAAUCUUCUGGUUCACACGGUCAAAAGUGCACUAGUCUGAAUCAGUGAUGAAAAUGAUGCCAUUUGGGGGGGAAGAGUUUUCUGCCUUAUAAAACAAAUGAUAAUAUGCCAAAUUAGCACUUUUUAUACUGGUAAACACGAAUGAGGAAGAUUGUGGCUUGUGGUUAUCACUUGAAAUUACAAUCCUGCUACCCCCCCCCCCCCCCCCCACGCAUGUAUCCAUAAAAUAUUGCACUGAACUAAAUAUCAGGGGGGAAAAAACAACAUAAUCGUAUUAGCAACUGCUGAAAAUUAACAUUCCACUUGCAAAAUAUCUCAAUUAAUUCUAAAAAAAAAAAAGUCUCACAUCAUCAAACACUAAUUAAUAGACUCACUACACACAUAUGAACUAAAUCUGUUUCAUCCUCAUAAUCACCUUUACUACUAUGUAGCCUACAAGGAGAUAUUCAGCUGAGCAUCAGUGCAUUAGAUAUUUACUGCUUUCCACAUCCAGAAGAAUACAGUACAGUAUGUACAGUCACAGGAAAUGUCUGUAAUCACUGCUGUUAUAAUAUAGUCUUUCUACAGCAUGUUUGCAAAGUCCUUUAAUAUGUAACCACUACAUUCGCUAGCUUAUUUAGCUCUCUUUGUAGCCUUUCAGUAUGGUUUUAUCUGUGAUGUGUGUAAACCAUUAAAUUGCUGUUUCAUCCUAUUGUAGAAAAAACUAUUAAGUAAAUUGAAAAACAAGGGUAUAUGAUUUGUACAUUAAGGAUGGCUUAUAAGGCAUAUAUUACUUUAUGUUCAUAUUAUAACAGUAUUUGUAUUUUUCUUACGCUGAUUCAUAUGUAAUUAAAUAAAUAAAUGUUCCACUACAUACAUUUAGGUCUGUCACAUAGUUGGAUUUCCAGUAUUAGUGUUGAUACAGAGAUUUUUUUCCUACCAAAGCUGUUUUAGUGUGUAAGUGUGCUCUUUAAUAAAUAGUGUUGAAACUAAAUAAUA